AUGGAUUCUAUGCGAAAGGGAAAGGAACCAUUGCUGGCUGAUUUGUUAUUUGCCAUGGCAGGGGUUGAUUGCAAAGCUGUUCGUGUUAGGCAGUCAUCGGGCCAGGAAAUGGGCACUUUUGUUAAUUCUUCUGUCCCUAAAAACAGUAUACAGAUAGUGAGAGAGCUACUUGUGAUUAUUGCCGGAAUAAAAAAAUGCAGAUAUCACAUAGAAAAUGUGUAUUUUGAGGCAGGGCCUAUAAGAAAGUAUUUAUUUAAGGCGAUUGAAGAGGAGAUACAGUACUAUUUAGAGAAGGUAGACCGCGUGCGGCAGGAGGUAAGAAACACAGCAGUGCAUAUUGAGGCCCUUCCUUUUAUAUUCCAGGAAGAGAUAGAGACAUUUACUGGUCUUACAGAAGUACUCAGAGACGCAGAUAGCGAGGGUGAUUUAUUUCUUUUGGGGGUUGUGCUUAAAAGUAGGUUAAAGUCAACUCGCAUUAUUAGUUCUUUAAUUGCACCAAUGAAUCGCAUACUUGUAAGACUAAUACAGGGAGAAGAUACUUCUGGGUACUUUGAAGAGCGGCACACGUAUGACUAUGCAGAGAGCUUUUGGAGCAGCCAUUACAGAAUAAAGGAGGCGGUGCCUGCAUAUCUUGCAGGAUGCUUUAACAAGCUGGUGGAGUUGGGAAAGAUAUCAAAGAUACGGCACGUAAUGGGAGAGUCAGCAAUAAAAUACGGCGCAGAAGUUCUUUCUGUGUGCUUAGAUAGAAGGUCUAGCAUAAUUAAUGAACAGAGCUUAAAUGCAUAUUUCAUGAGAAUAAUUGAGUGCCCUGCUGUAAGGCAGAUGUGGCAGGAAAGCAUGGCAGAGCUUUUUAGCAGAAUUGGGCUGGAUGUAAGCAAGUACUCAGAGCUGUUUCAGGAGAUUGGCGAGCGUAUACUGAAAGUUCCUAGCAAAAAGGAUAUAUCUCUGGUAAACUACUUAAUGAGAAAGGGCAGUGCUGGGUACUCUUCAUAUGAAGAGCAUGUUGACUCUCCCUCACUUUCCUUUCUAGACGACUGCACAUUUCUUCUAGAGAGUGUUGAGGGCGUGCGAUCGUCUCCAGUUACAUUCGUUUACAAUGAGGUCUCUCUAGAAAAAACUCUUUUAGGGAUUUAUGACACUCGAUGCAGUAAAAGUGUUGCUGGGCUUUCUUUGUUGCAGGGACUUGAUAUUACAUUCUCUUUAAAAGAGCCGCUCUCCAUGUUCUUUUCUGCUAAAUCUGUCUAUGAGCUUCGAAUUAUUUUUAGGCUGAUAUAUUCUCUUUAUGCGAUUGAGUAUUUUUUGUGCUCUCAGUAUAGCAACUGGCGUAUCAAGCAGGUGCUUCUUAGCUUUGUAACUGGCGUAAGGAUGGUUAUAACAGAGAAAAUAGAUACUGAAUUUCAGACAGUCAUUAACGAAGAACACAUACAGAACUAUACCGGAUCGCUGGAGAGCGCACUUUCUAACAUAAUGAAAGCAUCUCUCUUAACCAGCCCAUUUCUCAUACAGUUUUACAGUAAAGUGUUUUCUAUUGCCUUUAUGUAUAUUGAGCUGGCAAAUAGAGAGCAGCUUACAGUGGAGGAAGAGAAAGAAAUCCUUAAUUCACUAAGACAUUGCUUUAGAGCAGCUAUUCCUUAUGUAAAGUCGCCCUUAUUAAUUUUGCUGUUUGAAUCACUGUUAUGCACCGAACAGCCUGAAAUGGCCCAGAAUUCUGAUUAUUAUAGCAAUAUGCAUCCGGUAUAAAAUAAAAGAUUAUAAAGAAUUCGCACAAAAACUAACGAAAUAAGCACAUACAGACUUAAAUAAAGAAUAUAAACGAAC
Messenger RNA from Nematocida parisii ERTm1, 1818 nucleotides. RefSeq lists its product as uncharacterized. The record is from RefSeq and is a predicted model, not a curated record. The transcript has a single exon. The coding region runs from base 1 to 1740 and encodes 579 amino acids. NCBI's taxonomy places the organism in Eukaryota, Fungi, Microsporidia.